GCAUCAAUAGCCAUGCUGUCACUUCUUGCCGGUACUUCUGCAGCACAGAACAGCUGCAUUUCUCUCAAGGGAUCGACAACAUGUCCAGCCUUUCAGGCUGCUUCAAUAUCAACCAACCAGUCACUAAUCGAUACUUUCUCAUUCUUACAAUAUGUCUCUGACCGAGAGUCAUUCGACAAUGAAUUGUCAAGUUUCGUCAAGACCAGCUAUCUCAAAGACAAGUUCCAGUCAACGUUUGGCUGCCACGACGUCAACUUCACAAGCCCCAGCGACAUGUACGCCCGCUACACUACAACCGUCAUUUGCAACUCGAUUGUCCAGAUGUCCGCGGAGGGCUGCGGCGUAUCUUCACAAAACUCGCAGCCUCUCUGUGCCGAGACCUGCGCCGAGUAUGCCCAGAGCGAAGCGUACAUCACCGCCGACACGGCCCUAUGCGCGAAUCCGAGUACCGACCUGAACAAGCUGAUCCGAGCCGAUUUCACCGUCUGCGCCCUUCCCGAGCAGGCCCUCUCCGGCGACUGCGUCAACGGCGUGGACAAUGAGCCAGACAACUGCGGAUUUGGUAACAGCACCAUUGGCCUCUGCUCAUACUGCGGUGCCGGCGGUAUCAACUCCACGGAUACAUGUUGCUACAAUGCGGACGCGGAGUCUCGGUGCAAAGGUGUCAAGCUGCCCGACAUUACCGCCACCUUGACCUUUACCACGCCUGCUGCCACCUCUACUCCGACGACUUCGGCGGCCGCAGCUACUAGCAGUGGCGGCCACCACCUCAGCGGCGGUGCCAUUGCUGGUAUCGUGAUAGGGUCCCUCGCUGGCGUUGUCAUUCUGGCUGCGCUGCUGUUCUUCUGCAUUCGGCUGUUGAGGCGCAGGCCCAGCAGCGCACAGGGCAGCAUCUUCAACCAGCCUUCUCCGGCCCGCAAAGGGCCGCCCAUGAGCCAGGGCAGCGCGGCGCCUCCCCGAGGGUACGAGGUUCUCCCUGGUGGCCGCAUAGCGCGCAUGUCUGCCUUGGAGGGACACUCGGGCGACUCCCCCUCCCGCCACGGCAGCUCUCCAUCGGGCCGCGCGGUUCCUUACGCCCCCAAGGCUUCCGACCGAAUGUCAUCAUCCGAGUUUGGCGACACGCCCGAGCCCGAGACGCCCUACACCACCCUUCGAGGCCCGCCGAUGACGUCGAGGAGACAGGGCUCUCUGUCGAGCAACUCCAUGCUGGGCAGUGACGUGGGAAGUCCCAUUGGAUUCUCGUCCCCCAACGGCCUGGCGAGUCAGCAGUCUGAGCAGCUGCCCUUCUUCAAGGACUACUACUCACAGGACGAUAUCCACCCUGGAGACAAGGUUGCUGUGUUGUGGGCUUAUCAGCCAAGAGCACCGGACGAGUUUGCGCUCGAGCGAGGAGAUAUGCUCAAGGUUGUGGGCAUCUGGGACGACGGCUGGGCCACGGGUCUGAUGGUGGAUCAGCGGGCAGACGAGUGGGAGGCACGGAGACAGGCACAGAGAGAUAGCGGCGUAUCGAGUUCGUCGGCCCCCAGGGACCACUCCCCACAGGGCUACGGCGACCUCAAGGCGUUUCCUCUGGUGUGCGUCUGCCUCCCGGAGCACUGGAAGAAGACGAUUGACGGGGACGGUUCGACGGACACUGGAGCCAGU
Trichoderma reesei QM6a is the source of this 1644-nucleotide messenger RNA. RefSeq lists its product as uncharacterized. The record is from RefSeq and is a predicted model, not a curated record. Gene Ontology annotation, molecular function: protein binding. The annotation marks the transcript as partial. The transcript has 3 exons. NCBI's taxonomy places the organism in Eukaryota, Fungi, Ascomycota, Sordariomycetes, Hypocreales, Hypocreaceae.